CUCUAUCUUUGCUAUAAUUACUUCUUUUUAUUCUUUUUGCCCACCCACCAUGUCCUCUCCAUCUGCCCUCUCCACAGCCUCUCCUUUGCCAUUUCUCCAAGAGGAAGAAGAACACCUCGAGGUCUCAGAUCGCAAAGACGCCUCUUCGGUCUGGGCUCUCAAAGUCCCCAAUUUCCUCCUACAGCGAUGGCAAACCGUUCAAGAACCCGGCGUAGAACUCGGUCGACUCGUAGUGGACAACUCUGUCACACCGCCCAAUAUCACUCUCAAAUUGACUAAUGCCGAAGAAGGGACAGAGGAAGGUGAAAGAGCAAAGCGAGCAAAAUACGAUGUCGAAGGGUUGCCAGACGAGUUCAAGGUGGAAGUGCCGAUGGAAAGGUCAAAGAAUACAUUUCUGUUUUCAGAGGUGAAGAAAAUUUAUGAUAAAGGGAAUAGAGAUGGAACGCAGCAGGCGGAUGCGCCGAGAGAUGCAUGGGGCAAGAGGAAGAGGGAAAAAGCCCACCCGAAAUUGCUGGCGAGGGUAGAUCAUGAAGGACAUAUCCAGCCGAUCCGUACUCAAAAGUACCUUGAUUUCCUCAAAGCUCGUCGUAUGGAGGCAGAACAGUCAAGAAGACCUGUUGUUCGUAUGGAGGAUACUGGUUUGAGUCAGGCCGAACAAAACCAACUUGCAAGUGGUUUCCGCAGUGCCAACUCUACUUUUGGCAGAAAUAUGAUACUCGCAUCAAAACAAGCUUCGGGCGAACGUUUUGCCCGUUUGGAGCGUCACGAACUCACCGACCGUAUCUUCCAAUGUUUCCGAGAUCAUCCAUACUGGGCUCUCGGGGCUCUCAAACAAACACUCGAACAGCCCGACGCAUGGUUGCGGGAAGUACUUCGUGAUGUGGCUGAGCAAGUGAAAGAAGGGCAGUAUCAGGGUUACUGGCAGCUCAAGCCUGUCUGGAGAGAAGACUCUUGGAAGGGUGGCGAGAAAGGGGAGAGUGUCAAGAAUGAAGUCAAGGAGGAGGGAGAUGUCAAGCCGGAUAUCGAUGUAGAUGAUGACGAGGAUGAGGAUGACCUAGAAGAGGUCAUGUAGUGCAUUUCAAAAGCGUGUAUUAGAAGGCAUAAAGGCCGUCGAUCAAUCAUGUUGUAAAGUAAGCAUGCAAUUAUCAAGC
Molecule: messenger RNA, 1151 nt
Organism: Cryptococcus deneoformans JEC21
Lineage: Eukaryota; Fungi; Basidiomycota; Tremellomycetes; Tremellales; Cryptococcaceae
Exons: 3
Coding region: 50-1072 (340 amino acids)
Biological process (GO): transcription by RNA polymerase II; transcription initiation at RNA polymerase II promoter
Cellular component (GO): transcription factor TFIIF complex
Source: RefSeq, a predicted model, not a curated record